Patella vulgata (common limpet) is the source of this 1564-nucleotide messenger RNA. RefSeq names its product Golgi-associated plant pathogenesis-related protein 1. The coding region runs from base 110 to 775 and encodes 221 amino acids. NCBI's taxonomy places the organism in Eukaryota, Metazoa, Mollusca, Gastropoda, Patellidae. Gene Ontology annotation, cellular component: extracellular region. The record is from RefSeq and is a predicted model, not a curated record. The transcript is spliced from 5 exons.
AGAACUCACAUCAAGCGGAGGAACUGUAUUUGUGUCUUGACAAUUGUGUUGAACUUCUUUAGUGAGAUAGGUUUUAUUGUGGAUUUAUCAAGAUACAUUUAAACUUAAAAUGGGAGCAGGAUGUAGUUCAAGUCGAACUGUACAAGAGGACGCUAAAACUCCACACAAACCUAAUGAGAAUACAACAAACAAAACUACCAUUCCUACAGUAACUAUAGAAACCGUCAACACAUCUGAAACAGAACAACAACAACAACAACAACAACAGGAACAAGAACAAGAACAAGAACCAGAACCAGAACCGGUUAAUGAUAACCAGUUAGAACAAGAACAGGUUAAUGACGAGGAUGUCAGAGGGCGAGAAGAAUUCAGUAAUUUUGUGAAAGAAGCGUUGCAGGUUCACAAUGAACUGCGAGCCAAACACGGUGUUCCACCAUUAACAAUUAACAAAGAACUGUGCGAAAAAGCGCAAGAAUGGUCCGAUCAUUUAGCUAAAACUGAACAAUUUGAACAUAGUCCCGAUAACAGACGCUUUAUGUGGAAUGGUAAAGAAGCUACUAUGAUGUGGUAUAAUGAAAUAAAAGAUUAUAAUUUUAACAAACAGGGUUUUACAAUGGGCACAGGUCAUUUUACGCAAGUCGUGUGGAAAGAUACUAAAGUUUUAGGUAUAGCUAAAUCCACGGGACCUAAAGGAAAUACAAUUGUUACAGCAAAUUAUUUACCACCAGGAAAUUUUCAAGGAGAUUUUGAAGAAAAUGUACUUCCACUGAUCUAAGCUCAAACCCCCCGUUUAUGUUUCGUCCUAAAUUAUUAAAUACUAUGUGUUUUGUACUCUUGAGUAGAGCAUUCAAAUAAUUCCGUACCAUUCCAAGCUGAUAAAAACACAGAUCCUAUUUCGUCUCGUUUUUUAUAGUUCAAAAUUUCAUUUUACUUGUCUUUACUACACUAGGUUCUGGAGGUUUUUGGCGUGAGGUACACGGAACUGUGGGUAACCCACUAGAAACAUCAACGCUGAUUGGUUAAUCAAAUGUCUGACGUCAUAGGGUCAAAAUCCGCUUGUAUGACACCUGACGCAACCCCCCGCUACAACUGUUCAGAUCUAAAUGUAGUAGAGGGCACAAAAGUAUAAAAUAAAAAACGAAACGAAAUAUAGAUCAGUAUUUUAAUCAGAUUCGUACCAUUCAGGAUUACUAUUAUCUUGUUAUAUCAGAAUGGAUAUUGUCACACGAAAACCCGGGAUUCACCAGUUUAAAAAUGCAUUAUGUAAGAUUUAGAUAAAGAGCUGGCCUUUCUUGCUAUAAUAGAUUAAUGAGAAAUGAAUAUAUUGAAAAUUUGACAAGUUUUAGCACAGAUUGUUUAUUAUCAUAUUGACAGUCUCACGUGUGUUCUAAUCCAUUUCAAACUCGGCAGUCCGAUGGGUUAGAGAGUUGAUUAUCAGCUUGUCAUGUGAGAAAUGCCUAAAUUCUAAAUAAUAAUUUAUAUAACUUUGUAGUCAUAAUAAAAACUUGCUAUAAUCAGAUUUAGCUCUUACAUGUACAUAAUGUAUCUUUAAUAAAAGGCCUUA